AUGCCGGCUCAGGCGGGAACGCUGAAAACGCUUACCCGAAGCUGCGAGUUCUGUCGCUCCAGAAAGGUUCGAUGUGAUGGCCAGCGACCAUCUUGUAAGACGUGUUUUGAUCAUCAGAAGGAGUGUGUUUAUCGAAUAUCCCCACCAAAACCACGACCAACAAAAGCGGUAGUCAAUGCCCUUCGCUCAGAAAACAAACGACUUACAUCCUUGAUACAACGAUUAAAGAAUGCCAUUACGCCAGAAGAGCUGUGGCUGACUCUUUAUUCGGGCGAAGAUGAAGUCCCGGAUACACAGCAGCAGGGCGCCACAACGUCACUUGCAUCAAGCAAUACAGAGACUGUUACUCUAAAUGGAGAAGAAAUAAACGCCCAGACGGAAGAGUCAGAGUUUGUUAAGCUUGUCUCUCACCAAACGACCUUUGACGCAUCAUCCUAUAUCUCAGUGGACGAGUCCGGCAACUUCAAUAGCUUUGGGCCUUCAUCAGCCUGGCAAAUGAUGUCGCAUGCCCCAGAGACUGUUCAAAAAACAGGAACUGCCAAUGCCAAAAAUGCAUUAGUUGCCAAUGCAGCCCUAUCUCGUCAGCUGGAAUACCGAUUAGCCACUUUCGAUGAACUUGCUGACGUACCCAUCGAUCUGGCAACUCAUCUUCUCGAGCUUCACUGGAAUCGACAACACCACACAUUUUUGCUAACCUAUCGGCCCGCGAUAAUACGUGGCCUAUUGGAGGGUGGCGAGUUUGGGUCCUCAUUUUUACUGAAUAGUAUUUUCGCCUGUGCUAGUAAAUUCUCCACCAGACCUGAGCUGCGAGACACCUUUGGCAAUGCACAAGAAGCGGGGGCCAAGUUCUUUCGCCGCUGCGAUGAGAUAAUGAGCAAAGAAAAUCUCCUUCUUCACCCAAGUCUAGCCACUAUCGUCGGACUUCUACUUCUCGGAUCAACUUAUGUGGCACGUGGUGUGACCACGAAAGGCUGGCUUCUCACGGGGUACGCCUUGCGCAUGAUAUACGAUCUCGGCCUCCAUAUAGACCGCAAGACAUCUAACGAUGAUAACGCCAUCGAAGAAGAAAUCCGGAAAAGGAUCUUCUGGGGCGCUUUCAUCUGUGACAAGCUUCAGAGUUUAUACUUGGGUAGGCCCUUCGCUAUCAAAUUGCGUGAUGCCCAUGUCUCGCUUGAGUUGAAGGAUAUAAUGGAAGAAAAUGAAUUGUGGACUCCAUAUGAAGAUUUGGCAAAUCAGAUGAUGCACGACAAGAUACCCCCCGCCGAAAGAUUAUGUCUCCUCUCAAAAAUCAUGACGCGGAUAAUCGACGAGUUCUAUGUUGUUGGUGCAACAGUGGAAAGUGCUCAAUCAAGUCUGCGCAGUAUAGACAAUCUUUUACAGCAGUGGGAACAGAAUCUACCUGAGGGACUACGCAUAGAUGCCACGAGUCACUGCGGACCAGCAGUAAGCCAUGCCCCAAAUGUCCUUUGUUUACAUGUCAUCUACCACGCAUUGAGAAUACUCCUACAUCGCCCAUUAGUGGCUGAUGGACAUCUGCGCUCGGCAUCACCGCCGGCUGUGUCAUGGAAGCGCUGUUCCGAAGCGGCGGAAAAAAUCACGCAGAUAGUCGCUUUGUAUCGACAGCUAUACACCUUGAGGGGAGCUCCAUAUCUAAUCAGCUAUGGCCUUUAUGUGGCGUGUACGAUACAUGUUCGAAAUAUGGGCGUGAAUACCACUGGCAGUGAAGUAGUCAACGAGACUUCUUCUACGCUAGAACGAAGUGUCCGCUGGCUUGAAGAGCUGGCAGUUCCCAAUCCGGCUGUCGCGAAGACUGUCUCCAUCAUAAGGAAAUUGAUGAGUGCGAGAGGGGUCAGUUUGAACUCUUUCACUGAUACUGCUGGAGCCGCAGUGCAAGAGGAGUUGGCCAAUACCGAAGAAGGUCAUGGCUGUGGUACCGACUCAAGUGCCAUAGCUCGUGAAACAGGCUCAUUUAUGGACCCAUAUUUCUUCAGCAGCGAAUGGGACGAGUCCUUUUCAGGUGACCUUCUGUAUGGAUUCUUGGAACAAGAAUCCUUUGAAGGAAUAAUUCCGUAG
Messenger RNA from Penicillium manginii, 2073 nucleotides. RefSeq names its product Zn(II)2Cys6 transcription factor. Lineage: Eukaryota; Fungi; Ascomycota; Eurotiomycetes; Eurotiales; Aspergillaceae. The transcript has 3 exons. The record is from RefSeq and is a predicted model, not a curated record. Gene Ontology annotation, molecular function: DNA-binding transcription factor activity, RNA polymerase II-specific; DNA binding; zinc ion binding. Gene Ontology annotation, biological process: DNA-templated transcription; regulation of DNA-templated transcription. Bases 1 to 2073 code for a protein of 690 amino acids.